Molecule: messenger RNA, 1932 nt
Organism: Tupaia belangeri chinensis (Chinese tree shrew)
Lineage: Eukaryota; Metazoa; Chordata; Mammalia; Scandentia; Tupaiidae
Product: hyaluronidase PH-20
Exons: 4
Coding region: 308-1879 (523 amino acids)
Biological process (GO): fusion of sperm to egg plasma membrane involved in single fertilization; carbohydrate metabolic process; hyaluronan catabolic process
Cellular component (GO): acrosomal vesicle
Molecular function (GO): hyalurononglucosaminidase activity
Source: RefSeq, a predicted model, not a curated record
CCAAAUUAUCCUGUGGGUGAUGGUCUGGCUUGAUACAAACUACGUGAAUCCAGCAAGAUUUUUCUUUUGCUAUUCCAGCAUAUGUGGGUAACAGCACUGCAUAAGUUAUAAAUAAUGCAACUUGCAAAACCUUUCUGAAAUAUGAAAGAAGAAAAAUGUUUAAUUGGAACAUAAUGGUUAUACCUCUUUAUUCGGCAAAGUGACUUAAUUCCACCAUCUUUUAUCUGUGUCUAUAUCUCACAUACAAUAGUGUGUAAACCAAAGUGUGCAGGAAGAAAUAAGGGGUUCUCAUAAUUAUUACUCUGCAAUGGGGGUGAUACAGUUCAAGCACAUCUUUCUCAGUAGCUUUAUCAAGUCCAGUAAAGCAUCCCUGACAGUGUUUACCUUUCUUUUAAUUCCAUAUUGCCUAACUCAGAAUUUCAGUGCCCUGCCUAUCCUUCCGAGCAAAACUAUCCUCUGGGCCUGGAAUGCUCCCUCUGAAGUUUGUGUUGGAAAUUUUAAUGAACCACUAGAUUUGAGCCUCUUCUCUUUAAUAGGAAGCCCUCGAAAAGAUGCCAUAGACCAAAGUGUUACAAUAUUUUAUGCUGAUAGACUUGGCCUCUAUCCUCAUAUACAUGAAAUCAAGGGUACAGUUGAAAAUGAAGGAAUCCCCCAGUCCAUGCCCAUACAGAACCAUUUAGACAAAGCUAAGAAAGAUAUUGCCUAUUACAUACCAACAGACAAAGUGGGCUUGGCUGUCAUUGACUGGGAAAACUGGAGGCCCCUCUGGGACAGAAACUGGAGGCCUAAAGAUGUGUACAGAAAUAUGUCUAUUGCUUUGGUUCAGAGACAAAAUACACAGAUGAACCUUGCGGACGCAACUAAAAAAGCCAAAGUAGACUUUGAAGAGGCUGGAAAGAAUUUCAUGUUAGAGACUUUAAAACUGGGAAGAUCACUUAAACCCACGUACUACUGGGGUUAUUAUCUUUUUCCGGAUUGUUACAACCAUAAUUACAAACACCCCAAAUACGAUGGAACUUGCCCACCAAUAGAAAGGCAAAGAAAUGAUCUUCUGGCCUGGAUGUGGACUGAAAGCACUGCCCUUUUCCCAUCCAUUUAUUUGAAAAGUGACUUAGCAUCUUCUCAAAAGGCUGCAUUCUUUGUUCGUAAUCGUGUGCAAGAAGCCAUUAGGCUUUCUAAAGUACGUAACCCUGCAGAUCCACUUCCAGUUUUUGUGUAUACCCGCUUAGUUUUCACUGAUGAAACUGUGAGACUCCUUUCUCUGAUUGACCUUGUGCAUACAUUUGGUGAAACUGUCGCUCUGGGGGCCUCUGGAAUUGUAAUCUGGGGAAGCAUGACUUUAUUGCGAACUUCGAAAUCAUGCCUGAUUCUAGACAAGUACCUGGCGGUGACACUGAAUCCUUACAUAAUCAAUAUCACCUUAGCAGCCAAACUGUGUAGCCAAGUACUUUGCCAAGACCAAGGAGUGUGUGUAAGGAAAGACUGGAAUUCAAGUGACUAUCUUCAUCUGAACCCAGAGAAUUUUGAUAUUCAACUUGGGGAUGAUAGAAAGUUCAUAAUACAAGGAAAACCCACAAUUGAAGACCUGAAGGAAUUUUCUGAAAAAUUUGAUUGCAGCUAUUAUACCAACAGCACUUACAAUGAGACAGUUGAUAUAGAAAAUAUUGAUGCUAUUAAUGUGUGUGUUACUGAAAGUAUUUGUAUAGAUACCCAUAUGAAGUCCAGUGCUCAUCCUUCCACCUGGAAAGAGAAAUCUUCUCUCAUUUCCAGGAAUGUCUUGUCCUCCAUAGCAUCCGUCAUAGUGUCACAAUGGCUGCCUCAAAGCCAAUUAUUCUGUGGGAGCCAUCUCCAACAUCCAAGAGUGCUGUUUGAACGCUAACUGAGACAGCACUCCUAGUCAUCUAUAUCUUCAAAACAAACAAAUAAAUAAAA